Aspergillus pseudonomiae is the source of this 2002-nucleotide messenger RNA. Its product is annotated as general substrate transporter. The record is from RefSeq and is a predicted model, not a curated record. NCBI's taxonomy places the organism in Eukaryota, Fungi, Ascomycota, Eurotiomycetes, Eurotiales, Aspergillaceae. Bases 392 to 1912 code for a protein of 506 amino acids. Gene Ontology annotation, molecular function: carbohydrate:proton symporter activity. The transcript is spliced from 2 exons. Gene Ontology annotation, cellular component: membrane. Gene Ontology annotation, biological process: transmembrane transport; carbohydrate transport.
GGGUUUUGUCCCGGGUUCAGACAUGGUCAUUGGAGGGUUUGAAGACAAGCACGACAAGCAUUUCUUACUUUCCCUGCCAAGUUCCAUUUUUCCAAAGUCUGGUGAUCAAGACCUCCCACCUCAGCGGGUCUCGCAGGAUCCUUUUCGAGAUUUCUAGCAGUAGUAGGCUCCAGAAGGCUCGGAGGACCGAAUGCCCCUCCACUCCCUCGGGGUUAAUGGCACCCUUCUCGCCUCGGCAGUUAUACCUUCAUGGAUUAUGGCUCCAUGAAGGCGGUAGAGAACCGAGAGACGUUAGUAACUUGUGCCCCUUUUAUUUCUUUACUUUUCACCUCAUAAUUGUCCCCUUCCGUCGGACAGAAUUGACUCAGAAUCGAAAAGAGAAAAAAAAGUCAUGAUGCAGGGCGAGGCACUUCGUUUUGCCCAGAUCUUCUUGAUCGUGUGCCCUUCGUUCAUUCUCUUCGGUUACAAUCAAUCCGGUGUCGGAGGCUUGACAGACUUCCCUUCGUGGGUAAGGCAGUUCCCUGGGAUUGACACAGUCAAUACCACUGGCGCUCAGAAAUCCCACAACGCUACAGUGCAAGGCGCCGUUGUUGCUUCUUACACCCUUGGUGCUCUCUUUGGGUCCCUGAUUUGUACGUGGAUUGGCGACAUCCUCGGUCGGCGUCGGACUAUCUUUGCUGGGGCGUGUAUUGCUCUGAUAGGCCAGGCAUUAGAAUGCUCGGCUUAUGCUCUCGCACAGUUCACAGUCGGCCGGGUAAUUCUCGGUUGGGGUGUGGGUAUGCUGAGCGCUACAGUGCCGGUCUGGCAGUCGGAGUGCUCACCGGCGGAUAAGAGAGGGAGAAAUGUUGUGUUGACAGGCAUGUUUAUCGCCUUUGGGUUUGCCAUGACACAGUGGAUCAACUUUGGUUUCUAUCAUAUGCAGGAAAGGUCCGCGUCAUGGCGAGGGUCUCUGGCAAUCCCAGCGCUGUUCUCUUUGACUAUCAUGGGUAGCAUAUUCUUCCUACCAGAAUCUCCUCGCUGGCUUGUUCUCAAGAAUAGAUCAGAUGCUGCACAGCAGACCCUUGCCAAUUUGAGACAGAAGGAUGUGGUAUCACCCGAGAUUAUGCACGAAUUGCGUGGAAUUGAAGUCUCCCUGGAGGAAUCAUCAAGUGGGAACAUGGGACUGAAAGGCAUCUUCACAAUGGGGGAGGAGAAGCUCUUUUACAGAUUCCUUCUCUGUAUUCUCCUACAGUUCUUUCAGCAGAUGACCGGUGGUACUCUCAUUUCAGUCUACAUCCCCAUCAUAUUCGAGGAUAAUUUACACCUAGGCGCCAGUUUGUCGAAGGUUCUUGCCGCAUGUGCUCUGACAUGGAAAUUCCUCUGUUGCUUUGUCGGCUUCUAUGUCGUGGACCGAAUCGGACGCCGGGCUGCGUUUAUGAUCAGUGGUGGUGGCAUGUCCAUGUGCAUGCUGGCGCUGACAGUGUCCAACUCAUUCUCAAACAACCAUACUGCGUCUAUUGUCUCGGCACUGUUUAUUUUCGUGUACAACUUCUUCCUUCCGGUGGGAUUCUUGGGGGCGAACUUUGUUUACCCAGCGGAGGUUGCCCCGGUUCGUCUGCGAGUCGCCAUGCAUUCCUUUUCGAUAGCGAAUCAGUGGCUAUGGAUGUUUGUCGUUGCAAUGAUUACUCCUACCGCAAUCGCCGACAUUGGCUACCGCUACUACAUCGUAUUCACUGUCAUUGGCGGCCUUAUCCCGCCUGUAGUUUAUCUCUUCUACCCGGAGACAAUGAAUCGAUCCCUUGAAGAAGUCAAUCAGAUCUUCCACGACGCCCCAUCUAUUAUGUCCGCCGUCAAGAUGUCCAGAACCCUCCCUAUUGGUGAUAGCAUUAUGGAAGAGCUUGAGGGAAAGAAAAUGGCUGAAGAGAUUGAAUGAGACACGCCAAGUGUUCUUGCUGAUGUGUACCAGAGCACUACGAAAGAGCUCGGGCAUUUAGGAUAGAAGAGGUGGCAGAGGCUGCUGAAG